AGAGAGAGGCACUGAAGCUCUGAGCCCUGGGGGUCGUGGGCAGUGAGAGAGGGGGAUUCUACUGCUGCAUACGCUGGGGCCCAGUGCUGUGCUGUGCUGUGCUGAGCUGAGCUGUGCUGUGCUGUGCUGUGCUGUGCUGUGCCGAAGGGAUCUCUGCAUGGAAAAACAACAAUGGAGCCUGCUUGAGAGCUUCCUUCUCAGCCACUCUCUCUCACAUACGCACACAGACACACGCACACGCACAGCCUCCGGAUGAGUUAAGUGGCGGCCAGGGCUCCGGCUCCCCCCCUGAGUGUCCGUCAUGGCCAAGCGCGAGAGCGGCAGCUGCAGCAGCCCGGUGGUGCGGCAGAUAGACAAGCAGUUCCUGGUGUGCAGCAUCUGCCUGGACCACUACCACAACCCCAAAGUCCUGCCCUGCCUGCACACGUUCUGCGAGAGGUGUUUACAGAACUACAUUCCUCCCCAGUCGCUGACCCUGUCAUGUCCCGUGUGUCGGCAGACCUCCAUCCUACCUGAGAAGGGCGUGGCCGCCCUCCAGAACAACUUCUUCAUCACCAACCUGAUGGAGGUGCUCCAGCGGAACCCCGAGUCCUCGCCGCCCGAGGCCUGCAGCGUGCUGGAGUCGGUCAGCGCCGCCGUCGCCGGGAAGCCCCUCUCCUGCCCCAAUCACGAGGGCAAGGUGAUGGAGUUUUACUGCGAGUCGUGUGAGACGGCCAUGUGUUUGGAGUGCACGGAGGGAGAGCACAGGGAUCAUGUGACUGUUCCCUUAAGAGACGUCCUGGAACAGCACAAAGCAGCACUGAAGACCCAGCUGGACACCAUUGGGAACCGGCUUCCUCAGCUCACGGCAGCCAUUGAGCUCGUGAGUGAGAUCUCCAAGCAGCUGACGGAGCGGAAGAAUGACGCAGUGACCGAGAUCAACGCAACGUUCGAGGAGCUGGAGCGAGCGUUGCAGCAACGCAAGAGUGCUCUCAUCACAGACCUGGAGAACAUCUGCAAUGCCAAGCAGAAGGUGUUGCAGGCGCAGCUCUCGUCCCUGCUCCAGGGCAAAGAGCACAUCCAGAGCAGCUGCAGCUUCACGGAGCAGGCCCUGUCGCACGGCAGCGCCACCGAGGUGCUGCUGGUGCAGAAGCAGAUGAGCGAGCGCGUGGCCGCCCUGGCGCGCCACGACUUCCCCGAGCGGCCGCACCAGAACGCCCACCUGGCCUGCGUGGUGGAGACGGAGGGCCUGCGGCGCUCCAUCCAGAACCUGGGCGUGCUGCUGACCACCGCCGCCGUGGGUCACACCAGCGUGGCCACCGGGGAGGGACUGCGCCACGCCGUGGUGGGCCAGCCGGCCACCGUCACCGUCACCACCAAGGACAAGGACGGCGAGCUGGUGCGCACGGGCAACGCCGCGCUGCGGGCCGAGAUCACGGCCGCGGCGGCAUCGGGGCCGGACGGGAGCGGGAGCGGCGGAGGCGGCGGCGCUCGGGCGGCCGAGCCCGAGGUGACGGACAACAAGAACGGCACGUACGAGGUGGGCUACACGCUGCGCGGCGAGGGCGAGUUCGCCUUCGCGCUCACGCUCUACGGGCAGCCGGUGCGCGGGAGCCCCUUCCGGCUGCGCGCGGUCAAGCUGUCGGACGUGCCGGCGUCGCCGGAGGACGUCAAGAGGAGGGUCAAGUCGCCCAGCGGCAGCACCGGGCACAUCAGGCAGAAGGCCGUCCGGAGGCCCUCCAGCAUGUACAGCACCACCAAGAAGAAGGAGAACCCCAUCGAGGACGAGCUCAUCUACAGAGUGGGCUCACGAGGUCGAGAGAAGGGAGAGUUCACUAAUCUGCAAGGCAUUUCAGCCUCCAGCAAUGGAAGGGUUGUGGUUGCCGACAGUAACAACCAGUGCAUUCAGGUGUUUACAAACGACGGGCAGUUCAAGAUGAGGUUUGGGGUCAGAGGUCGUUCCCCAGGGCAACUGCAGCGACCCACAGGUGUCUCAGUGGACAUGAAUGGGGACAUCAUAGUGGCAGACUAUGACAAUAGGUGGAUCAGCAUCUUCUCACCUGAUGGAAAGUUUAAGAAUAAGAUUGGCUCUGGCCGCCUCAUGGGACCCAAAGGAGUGGCUGUGGAUCGCAACGGUCACAUCAUCGCUGUUGACAACAAAGCCUGCUGUGUAUUCAUCUUCCAGUCCAAUGGGAAGCUCGUCACCAAAUUUGGAGCAAGAGGAACCUCUGACAGGCAAUUUGCAGAAAAGAGUAGUGCAAACUUUGCACUGGAACAAAAGCUUAGUAAAUCUGGUGCAGCCUUCAGUCCCCACUUUGUUGCUGUGAAUAACAAGAAUGAAAUCCUGGUGACAGAUUUCCACAAUCACUCUGUGAAGGUGUACAAUGCUGAUGGGGAGUUCCUCUUCAAAUUCGGUUCCCAUGGCGAAGGGAAUGGCCAGUUCAACGCUCCCACAGGUGUGGCGGUGGAUGUCAAUGGAAACAUCAUUGUCGCAGACUGGGGAAACAGCAGGAUACAGGUGUUCGACAGCUCAGGGUCGUUCCUCUCCUACAUCAACACCAGCGCCGACCCCCUGUACGGCCCCCAGGGCCUGGCCCUGACGUCGGACGGCCACGUGGUGGUGGCCGACUCCGGGAACCACUGCUUCAAAGUCUACCGCUACCUGCAGUAGGGCGGUGGUGGGCCCCUGCAGUAAAGGGCCCCUCCACUACGGACAGCACGGCCAACAGGCAGGCCGGCCGGACACGACACCUCACAGGGUGCUGGAGUCUCUCCUCUGCUUUCUUAGUUACAGUACAGUGUUUUGCACACUCCAUGCAGCCACUUGGAUCUCCUGCAUCUGCGAUGAGGACUGGAGGGACACACAACUACAGAUUUUUAUCAAGUUACAGCAUGUGCACUUUCAUUGACUUACUGAUGAAGACAACAACAGGAAGUAUGUAUUUGUCAUGGUGGAUUGGAUUGUAAUGUCAUCGUUAUGUCACAUAACCAAAAAGCAAUCCUACCAACAAAAGCACAGAUGUGGUUUGGAAAAAAAUAACAUGUUAUACAGGUUGCAAAACGUCAUCACUGGGGGUUUUGUGACACCCCAGAAAUGGUGGACUCGCACCCUAUGAGUAGCCAUGUUACUGCAUCAUUCAUACCAAACUGUUCUCUUUAUCAGUUAAUGUCCUGCUCCUUGGGUAAUCCAAAGGGCAUUUUUAUCAUAUCCUAUAACUACAACAGUAAUUGUGUAAUUGAUGUGUAUUUGUAUCUAAAUGCAUAUAUAAAUAUAUCUGUAUAUACAGUAUAUGCAUAGAUGUGUAUAUGUAUAUAAACAUAUAAAUGUACUCUACACAGUCACACAGAGCUACUUGAAGGUCCUUACUACUGGUCUAUAAUAAAACACACUCUUUCACCGUAGAGAUUGUUUCUAUUGUAGGCCAGUGGCCCUCUCUUUACAUGCAGUACAUAUCCUACCCCCACAGGGUCUGGCCUGAUGAAGAGGUCAGAUCAGAUCAGCCGUGUCAGUGUUUAGGGCAGCUGCGUGUAAAUAUGUGCUGGUUUGGGCUCGGGACUGGCCAUGUCCUGGGUGAAGUACUGUACACUGAAGACACACUAGGCUCUUCGCAACGUCUGUCCGCGGACCUUUGUAUCCACGGCCCUCGGCCCUUGUUCCCACUGAUCUAUAAAGAAUGAUGGGGUGGCAACAAUGGGAUAGUCUAUCCAGUGUUCUUUAUAGAUCAGUGGGAACGAGCCGGAGGACCGAGGAAGGAAAGAAUAUGAAGAGCCCACUCUAUAGCACAACAUGAUGCACAUUCAGGCUCUGUGUUGUUUUUGAAACAUAUUCAUCAGAAAGGAGCCAAAAAAGAAAAAGAAGACGUAUUAUUUUUUGCUUUCUUCCUUUUCUACAUGUUCUCUUCUAUAAAUUAUUUUUCUAUUCCCCUCUAUUUGAAAUCGUUUCCUCUCUGCCAAACAUCAUACCUAUCUUGAUGGCAUAUGACAGAUUAUAUGCCCUGCCUAUAAGAACUGUUUGCUUUCAUGUGUCAAGAAAACAUUGCCAAAUGUUGUCAUAGUUUGGUUGGUUGUACCUGAAAAAAUAUACAAACAUGAUUAUCACUAGGUAGAUGUAUGUUUAUGUCUCCCUGUAUAUAUUUUCACCAUAUAUAUAUAUAUAUAUAUAUAUUAAAAAAACAUAUGUUGAUUCAGUAAUUAAAGUUAACAGUGUGGCAGAAAAAACACACCAGCAAUGUGCCAGUAUUGUUAUUAUGAUAAUUAUUAUUUAUUUUUAACAUAUCCCACAGUCGUUGUUUUCACAGAGCCUCCUUGUUCUGAUAUGAUUCAAUGCACGCUUACCACUGGUUUUGGCCAGGACUUGUUUGAAAAAUCUGGAAACAAACAAACAAACAAAUAAAUAAAUAAAUACACGCAAUUUAACAGAUAAACACUGCAUUGUGUUCUUGUACAAAAAGCUGCUGGUAGACUAGUGGUAAUCCAAAGGCUAACUGCAGUAUAUACACAUAUAUCCAUGCAGGUGUUCCUCUCUUCUUUGCAUGUCGAUUAUGAUUUAACCAGCUGUUUGGCCGCAAGUGGUGAACCCUUUGUGAAACUAGCUACCAUAUUAGACCAGCGGGGUAUACUACGAAGCGAGAUUUGUCGGGUGUUGAGCACAAAACCAGAAAUGAAUUAAAAUUUGACAGAGGCAUUCCUGGUGGACUUCAUUACUUUGAAUUUUCUUUUCUGUUCAAAUUGUUUGCUUUAAACUGUAAACAGAAUGGCAAACAACAAGGCAAUAACCAAAAGCCUUUGUCUCUGCUUUCUUGCUUUGUAGUAUACCCCUAAGGUGCCACUAUAUGGCACUACUGCUGGGUGCUGUGUUUUAUCAGUAGCUGUAUGUGCUCAAAUAACCUCUCUUAUCCGGAGUGUUGUUUCCUUUUUCUUUUUGAACAAAGCAUGAUAGUAGUGAUUGGUCUGGGAAAACACAAGUAAUAAUUUAACACGGAAUCGAAUCUGUCGAGAAGGUUGUGUAUAGCACACAGAAACUCACUUGAGUGUUCAACUUCCUUUGGCUGAUUACCAUUGUGUGUAAGAGAUUGUAUAUAUUAAACACUUGACAAA
Sardina pilchardus (European sardine) is the source of this 5076-nucleotide messenger RNA. It is a transcript of the gene trim3b, whose product is annotated as tripartite motif containing 3b. The record is from RefSeq and is a predicted model, not a curated record. Gene Ontology annotation, molecular function: translation repressor activity; zinc ion binding; ubiquitin protein ligase activity. Gene Ontology annotation, biological process: proteasome-mediated ubiquitin-dependent protein catabolic process; negative regulation of translation; protein polyubiquitination. Lineage: Eukaryota; Metazoa; Chordata; Actinopteri; Clupeiformes; Clupeidae. The transcript is spliced from 13 exons. Bases 302 to 2650 code for a protein of 782 amino acids.